AUGGCUGUAGGGAAUCGAAACCAACAUGGUCCUCCUGACAACGACUGGAAUGAGAUAUUCUUCGAGUUAGAAGAUCUUGACGAAAUCAAUCCUGCUAAUGAUCAAUACAAGAUCAAAGUGCAUGUUAUGCGGAUUUGGAAAUCGUUCAAGACUCUAGAGAUGGUUCUAAUUGAUACAGAAGGAACAAGGAUCCAUGCAUCUAUUGAGGAGUCUUUGGUCAAAAAAAUUCAGCACCAGUUUGCUGUUGGUGAUUCGAUAAUAAUAGACACGUUCGACUUAGUUGAUUAUGAUGAUUUAAUUGGCCAGAUUGUUAACGUAGACUCUCUUGAGAAUAUCAAAACUAAAGGGAAGGACAAUGUGAAAUUAAACGUCGACGAUUUUGUCCAGAUUAAUACUGAACCCAAAAGUGAACAACCAAAAGUUACACUAUAUGAAGAGUUCUUCGUACUCAAUGAAAAGAUGACAAUAGACGACAUUCUUUAUGCACUAGAGGUGCGUACAUGUGUUACGAUCGCAAAAAUUAGCUCCGUAGAGACAUUGCCUAAAUGGUACUACAUUGCUUGCAACGCCUGUAAUAAAAAAGUUCAACCAUACCCACUAGAUUUUGAAGUCGGAAAAGAACGAUUAUACAGCUGUGAUGUUUGCGACAAAGACGUUACAGAGUUGGCUCAACUUCUCAUUGGAAAGAAGGCUGAUGAAUUGGUUGCAAAGAUAGCUGAGAUUCAUAUGCUUCAGGAUGAUCCUUCAACUAUUCCCAUUGCUAUUUCUUCGUUUAUUGGAAAAACUAUGUUGUUUAAGGUUUUGAUCACAAAUGACAAUUUGAAGAGUUCAAAAGCGGCAUAUGUUGUUGAAAAGUUUUGGGAAGAAGAAGAUAUGGUCGUACAAUUUGUAAAGAGAGCUAUGCAAAUGCCGAUGUCAACCCUCGAAUUCUAG
This is a messenger RNA of Capsella rubella, 933 nucleotides long. RefSeq lists its product as uncharacterized. The transcript is spliced from 9 exons. Lineage: Eukaryota; Viridiplantae; Streptophyta; Magnoliopsida; Brassicales; Brassicaceae. The coding region runs from base 1 to 933 and encodes 310 amino acids. The record is from RefSeq and is a predicted model, not a curated record.